UACAGGAUAGACUUCACACUGGAGUUCCCGCGGCCUCUCAUGCCUAACUUUGUACUAGUUGGUGGCAUCAACUGCAACGUGAGAAAUCCUCUGCCGCAAGAUUUGGAGACGUGGCUGUCGGGAGGACACGGCUUUGUGGUGUUCACUCUGGGCACCAUGGUGUCAGAGAUGCCUGUGGAGACGACCUCCGUCUUCCUGGAAGCCUUCAGACAGAUUCCACAGAAGGUAAUAUGGAGGUACACUGGGCAGGUUCCCGACAGCAUCCCCGAAAAUGUGAAGCUGAUGAAAUGGGUGCCUCAGAAUGACCUGCUAGGUCUGUAA
Messenger RNA from Plectropomus leopardus (leopard coralgrouper), 321 nucleotides. The record is from RefSeq and is a predicted model, not a curated record. Lineage: Eukaryota; Metazoa; Chordata; Actinopteri; Perciformes; Serranidae.